Molecule: messenger RNA, 813 nt
Organism: Aspergillus aculeatus ATCC 16872
Lineage: Eukaryota; Fungi; Ascomycota; Eurotiomycetes; Eurotiales; Aspergillaceae
Product: dihydroneopterin aldolase
Exons: 2
Biological process (GO): folic acid-containing compound metabolic process
Cellular component (GO): cytoplasm
Molecular function (GO): dihydroneopterin aldolase activity
Source: RefSeq, a predicted model, not a curated record
AAGUCGGGCGAUGCAUCGGCGCAGCAGCUGGUCAGCAUCGACGGCAGCCGACGGGAUGAGAUGCUGGGGGCUGCGCUCGGGGAAGACGUGCGGCUGACGGCGGGGAUCGUCGCGAACUGCGGGCUGGGCCUUCUCGACGAGACCGCCGCCGGCGUUCGGCGGAUGUCCCAUGUGCACCAGCACCACGACACCCGGCGCCGGAGCAGUGCGUCGGCAGGCUCCCAGGCGCAGGCCCAGGCGGCCAUCUUCGGCAACCCGUCGGCUGCCGCCGCCGCCGGCCCGCCGGCCAUCGACGCGGUAUUUGGACAGUGCGAGGUCUCGUUGCAACUGCCCAAGGCGCUGCUCCGCGCGGAGGAAGGGCUCAAAUACCGGAGUGUGACCGUCUGGGGAUACCGGCAGCGGAACGGGGCGGCUGCGGUGGACAACCUGGUGGAGGCCGAGCGGUGCCCGGUGGUGCUGGAGGAGGAGUUCCGGAUCGAUGGGAUUCGGUGCUAUUGUAUCCUGGGGGUCAACUCCCACGAGCGAGUCGAGAAGCAGGCGGUCAUCGUCUCGUUGGAGUUCAAGGGCCCCGGUCAACUGCCCUGGGGGUCCACGGUGAUCAAUACCUAUCAGGCCAUGACGCGGGCUGUGGCAGAGCGGGUCGAAGCUACGAGUUUCCAGACUGUCGAGGCGCUGGCCACUUUCGUGGCGCGCAUUGUGACGAUGGAGUUUGGUAAUGAGCGAGUGACGGUGUUGGUCCAGAAGCCCAGCGCGUUGUCGUUUGUAGAACGAUCUGGGGUUCAAAUUACUCGGUCGCAAUCAUUUUUUGAGUAG